AUGGGUUGUUGUUUCACUAAGGACAAAGCUCCAGAGCCGCAGCAAAAUGGGUACAGAUCUGCGGGUGAGAAUUACCAGAGACCCCACGAACACCAUCAUCAGCGACACCACCAACAACAACAACAAGCCAUCGUGGUUCCGCAGCACAAGCCUUCUUCGAAUCAUUAUCAACCCCAGCAAGCCGCCUUCAAGACCUCGGUCCCGGCCUCAAGCCCAAGCCCCAGGCCAGUCCAGAAGGUGGACACAAUCCUGGGCAAGCCCUAUGAAGAAGUCAAGUCCCACUACACGCUUGGGAAAGAACUGGGUAGAGGUCAGUUUGGUGUCACUUACCUCUGCACUGAGAUUUCCACUGGUAGGCAAUAUGCUUGUAAGUCCAUUUCGAAGAGGAAGCUCGUGACCAAGAAUGAUAAGGAGGACAUGAAGAGGGAGAUUCACAUCAUGCAGCAUUUGAGUGGCCAGCCCAAUAUAGUGGAGUUCAAGGGCGCUUAUGAGGACAAGCAAGCGGUCCACCUCGUGAUGGAGCUCUGUGCCGGUGGCGAGCUUUUCGAUAGGAUCAUCGCAAAGGGGCACUACACUGAGAGAGCCGCGGCUACAAUCUGUAGGGCGAUUGUCAAUGUUGUUCAUGCCUGCCAUUUCAUGGGUGUUAUGCAUAGGGAUCUCAAGCCUGAGAACUUCUUGUUGGCUAGCAAGGAUGAGAAUGCCCCCUUGAAGGCUACAGAUUUCGGCUUGUCCGUGUUCAUCGAAGAAGGCAAGGACUACCGGGAUAUUGUCGGGAGCGCUUACUAUGUCGCUCCUGAGGUUUUGCGGCGCAAGUAUGGGAAGGAAAUUGACAUUUGGAGUGCAGGAGUCAUACUUUACAUCCUACUUAGUGGCGUCCCUCCAUUUUGGGCUGAAACUGAGAAGGGCAUAUUUGACGCGAUACUGCAAGGAGAUAUUGAUUUUGAAAGUAAACCAUGGCCAAGUAUAUCCCCUAGUGCUAAAGACCUGGUCAAGAAAAUGUUGACGAAGGACCCCAAGAAAAGGAUUACUUCUGCCCAGGUUUUAGAGCAUCAUUGGAUUAAGGAAGGUGGAGAUGCAUCAGACAAGCCAAUAGACAAUGCUGUCCUUUCAAGAAUGAAGCAAUUCAGAGCAAUGAACAAGUUGAAGAGACUUGCAUUGAAGGUAAUUGCUGAAAAUCUUUCUGAAGAAGAUAUUCAGGGGUUAAAAGCAAUGUUUGCGAAUAUGGAUACUGACAAGAGUGGAACGAUCACCUAUGAGGAGCUGAAGACAGGAUUAGCUCGGCUUGGAUCGAAGCUCACAGAGGCAGAAGUGAAGCAGCUGAUGGAAGCAGCUGAUGUGGAUGGAAAUGGAAGUAUUGACUACAUUGAGUUCAUAACGGCUACAAUGCAUAGACACAAGCUAGAGACAGAUGAACAUCUUUACAAAGCCUUCCAGCAUUUUGAUAAGGAUAACAGUGGGUUCAUCACAAUGGAUGAAAUUGAGACUGCCCUGCGAGGAUAUGGAAUGGGAGAUGAAGAAACCAUUAGAGAUAUUAUAGCCGAAGUUGACACAGACAAUGAUGGCAGGAUUGACUAUCAGGAGUUCUGCGCAAUGAUGAGAAGUGGCAACCAACACCAGGGGAAACUCUUCUAGGCACCAACCAACAAUUAGGGAAGCUCUUCUUGCCACGACUAGAGAUUGUGUAAAUUGAAGCAAAGCACUCUAAACGCGAAAGCUGUUUUCCUUCUACAUACUUGACCGCCAAAGUUGAUAACGCUUUGAGAUUUCCUCUUCUUUUUCUUUUUUCUUUAUUUUGAGAUGCCAAAAGAGGCAUGUAACUUAUGGCUUUCUUUUUGGGCCUUCCCCAUGGUUCAUUUUUGUACUGUCGAGUUCUUGAAGUUCCUUGUGAGGGUAGACGUCUUGUGAAAAUACAGCCUCCCUCAAAGUACCUUCUUUGUAAACUAUGUUUAUACCAUUUGGUUUGUGCCUUCCUAAUUCAGAAUGUCUGUUCAGUGGCAUAUGCAGCCUCCCUGAAAGUACUUUCUUUGUAAACUAUGUCAAUAAUACCCUCUGGUUUGUGCCUUCCUAA
Messenger RNA from Eucalyptus grandis, 2068 nucleotides. RefSeq names its product calcium-dependent protein kinase 2. Gene Ontology annotation, biological process: peptidyl-serine phosphorylation; intracellular signal transduction; protein autophosphorylation. Gene Ontology annotation, molecular function: ATP binding; calcium ion binding; calcium-dependent protein serine/threonine kinase activity. Gene Ontology annotation, cellular component: cytoplasm; nucleus. Bases 1 to 1632 code for a protein of 543 amino acids. The record is from RefSeq and is a predicted model, not a curated record. NCBI's taxonomy places the organism in Eukaryota, Viridiplantae, Streptophyta, Magnoliopsida, Myrtales, Myrtaceae. The transcript has 8 exons.